CGAACUGCGCGGUCGGCCUGUCCGCCGCUCUCGGAUAUUCUACACGUUAUGCUGACGUCGUGCCUGUGCGUGGCCAUAGUGGCCAAAGGUGUUCUGGGACUUCGCCUCUCCAAGUUGGAAGUGCCGGGGGUUGUUGUCCACGGAGAACCCGUUUGGCUCAACUGUUCUUUUGAUAUCGAGACGGACGAGCUUUAUUCCAUCAAGUGGUACAAGAACAAUCUGGAGUUCUACCGGUACUUACCAAGCGAUCAUCCUCCCGCUCAGAAGUACGAUCUUCUCGGUAUCUAUCUCGACCUAGUGAAGUCAGAACUCGGUCGAGUGUAUCUGUACAAAACCGACUUAAAUUCCGAUGGCAGAUAUCGAUGCGAAGUAUCGGCGGAAGCUCCCUCCUUCCAAACGGUUCGGGCGGAGAAAGAGAUGAGAAUUUAUGUUUUGCCCGAACACGGGCCAACGGUCUCGGGAGCUCACUCUCGUCAUAGAAGUGGCGAAGAAGUUAACGUCACUUGCACUUCCGCUCUAUCCAAGCCGGCCGCCAUAUUGAAAUGGUACAUCAACGACAAAGAGGCUCGCAGGGAUUUUCAGAUACAUUAUCCGCCCUUGUUGCACGUUUCCGGAUUGGAAAGUUCUCGUUUGGGUCUUAAAUUCGUCGCGGAUUCGAAACACUUCUGGAACGGUACCAUGAAAUUGAGGUGCGUGUCGUUGAUGUCUCAAGUAUAUGCCAAGAGCAGUGUAGAAAUAGUGGCUUCUACUAAUGCCAGAGCCUCUGGAUUACAUUCGGCAGGAGUGAGCGGAGAAGCAGUGACCAUUACGGGAGGUAAACUUCGCUACCAGAUAGGAGAGCACGUGGAUGUCAAUUGUACAGCAGUCAAAUCUCGUCCUCCUGCUGAAUUGCGAUGGUUUAUCAAUGAUAAAAAGAUUAAAUCGGAAAACGUGACCAGAUACCCAACAGUGAUUUAUCCGGAUGGACAGGAGUCGUCGAUUUUGGGUCUGAGGUUCAUGGUUCUGCCUAGGCAUUAUAAGAGAGGGGAGAUGAGGUUGAAAUGCACGGCAACUCUUUCUAAGGUCUUCAAUAGUAGCAGUAAAGAAAUGAUUCUGGGAGGAAAUCAGCAGAGUUCUGGCUUGCACGUUCUCGAUAACGGAGGAAAAGUUUUAAACCGAGGUCCUCCACUAGCCAAAAUCCUGUGGAUUCUGAUGGUGGGAGUGUUGAUCGCUUGUCUGUAAAACGGAAGACGGUGGGACCACGUGAAGCCGGGUCUAUCUCUUCGACGUCGAAUCGGCGGCUUCCCCAGCCAGCCCGACGGAGUUUGGAGAAUCGGAGAGACCGCCGACGUCACACCACGCAUUAAACAAUUUCGACUGGUCGUACCGGACCGCGCGGGAAUUCCCGGCUCAUAGGUAUGGGGGCGCCUUUCAUCAAACCACGCUACGCGCCCUCUCUCGGCUACUGGCCACCCGGGUUUGAAUACGUACGUAAACUUUCGGCGGGGGAAGCUGCCGUGGCAGGGAGGGUGCGGGGCGUCUACCAACGGACAGAAAGUUCCGUUUAUGUUUUGUUAAAUUUGUUUUUCCCGAGCGUGGCGGGACCGUCCGGCUCGGGAAGUCGGUCGGAUCAUGGCGCACCCGCGGGUCGGAGUCCGUUACGGCCGGGCCGAGCGCCAAAAUACGAAUAUAUUUGUUUUCGUAUGUAUAUUUUUGUGGAAAGAAAGUAAAUCGCCUACGCGAAUGUAU
This is a messenger RNA of Centruroides sculpturatus (bark scorpion), 1728 nucleotides long. RefSeq lists its product as uncharacterized. NCBI's taxonomy places the organism in Eukaryota, Metazoa, Arthropoda, Arachnida, Scorpiones, Buthidae. The coding region runs from base 49 to 1221 and encodes 390 amino acids. The transcript has 8 exons. The record is from RefSeq and is a predicted model, not a curated record.